Nematolebias whitei (Rio pearlfish) is the source of this 1212-nucleotide messenger RNA. RefSeq names its product DEP domain-containing mTOR-interacting protein. The transcript is spliced from 9 exons. Gene Ontology annotation, biological process: intracellular signal transduction. Bases 1 to 1212 code for a protein of 403 amino acids. The record is from RefSeq and is a predicted model, not a curated record. Gene Ontology annotation, molecular function: protein binding. Lineage: Eukaryota; Metazoa; Chordata; Actinopteri; Cyprinodontiformes; Rivulidae.
AUGGAGCGAACAAGUAGCGUAAGGAGAAAAGUCGUGGCUAGGCAGCAUAAAACUGAAGUAAUGAUUGCCGGAGAACAACUCAGGUUGAGACUUCACGAUGGAAAACUGAUAAAGGACCGGCGGCACCACCUGCGCACAUAUCCCAACUGUUUUGUGGCCCAGGAGCUGAUAGACUGGCUCAUGAGCCACAAGGAGGCUUCUGACCGAGAAACAGCGGUUUGUCUCAUGCAGCACCUCAUGGACCACGACAUCCUUCAUCACGUCUGUGAUAAGAGUUCUGAAUUCAAAGAUGCCAAACUGCUGUAUCGUUUUCGCAAGGAUGACGGGACGUUUCCCUUCAACACAGAGGUGAAGAUCUUCAUGAGAGGACAACGGCUGUUUGAAAAUCUUAUGGCAGACAAAGGCUCAAUUCUGCAGCCGAGAGUGGAGCAUGGGGUUUCGUAUCAGCGCUCGGUUCCCGGCUACCAGCUGAUCGACUGGCUCCUUCAGAACGGGGAGGAAGAGAGCCGACGUCAGGGCAUGGAGUUGUGCCGUGCGUUGCAGGAGCAUGGCAUCAUUCAGCACGUGGCAAAGAAGCAUAACUUCUUCGACAGUGGCCUGCUCUACCAAUUUUGCAUCAAUUUUCGUCGUCGCCGGCGCCUAUCUGAACUGCUAAAUGAGAAGAAACAGGAAAAUGAUGCAGCAGCUUCCCCCUUUGAGGACAGCAGUCUUGACAGUCCAUUUAAUCUACGCAAAGACUCACUCCUAGAGCCCAACAGUGCUUUUGAAUGUGUGGGAUCAAGCGAAGCCCUGAAAACGGUCAUCGGUGGUCGUCGAACCAGCGUGAAUGGCCUUCAGCACCACUCUGGUGGAUUUCCACCUCUUGUUCAAAUGUCUUCAAAUGUGGCGGUGAGAUCUAACCCUAAAUCAGUGCUGAAAAGACGUGUCACAUGUGAGGAACUAUUGUCGCCUGGUGCACCCUUCAUCAAGAAAGUGCUGACGGUGAUCGGGGACGCCCUGGGCUGGGGCAUCGUUGUCAGAGGCAGGGCCCCCUGCUAUGUCCAGGCUGUUGAUCCUGAAGGCCCCGCAGCAGGUGCUGGAGUUAAGAUUCGUCAGUUCGUGUGCCAGGUGAAUGGAAGGUGUGUCCUUUACCUGAACUACAGGACAGUAAGCAGACUGGUGAUGUCAGGACCCCGUGUUGCUGUACUGGAAGUUAUGGAACCACUGGAAUAG